Tripterygium wilfordii is the source of this 1155-nucleotide messenger RNA. RefSeq names its product zinc finger BED domain-containing protein RICESLEEPER 2-like. The record is from RefSeq and is a predicted model, not a curated record. The transcript has 4 exons. Bases 1 to 1155 code for a protein of 384 amino acids. Lineage: Eukaryota; Viridiplantae; Streptophyta; Magnoliopsida; Celastrales; Celastraceae. Gene Ontology annotation, molecular function: DNA binding; protein dimerization activity.
AUGCAUAGCUCAAUUAGGAGUAUUCGCAAAGCUUGCAAGUAUACAAGAUCCUCUCUAUCUAGGUUGGAAAAGUUUUGGCAAUGUUUAGUGUUGGAGAAGAUUGAUAGCAAAGGUUAUAUGCCUUUAGAGUGUAAAACUAGGUGGAAUUCAACAUAUGUAAUGUUAGAGGCAGCAUUGAAGGUGCAAAGGGGGUUUGAGAGAAUUGAGGAGGAGGCCACUGAUUAUGUGCGUUAUUUUGAUAGUAAUGAUAAUGAUGAUGAGAAUCAACAAAAUAAGAGAAGAAGGGUAGGAGUUGAGUCUGGUGAUGAAAGGAGGAAACUCAUGCCUCCUAGUUCCUCCGAUUGGGCUUAUGCAAGUGCUUUUGUAAAAUUCUUAAAGAAAUUCUAUGAUGCAACUUUGAAGCUUAGUUCAUACAAAACGGUGACGGCUAAUGUGCCUUUUCGUAAGAUGUAUAUGAUGGUUGAUGCGUUGAAAAAAGCAAUGAGAAGUGAAGAUGAGUUCUUAAAGAAGGUUGCAACUUCAAUGAAAGCAAAGUUUGACAAAUAUUGGGGAAAUAUCAAAGAUGUCAACCAAAUUGUAGUUCUGGGGGUGGUCCUUGAUCCUCGUUUCAAAAUGGACCUAGUCCAACGGGGAUUUAAGUUCUUGGAAGAUGAACCUAUCAAUAUUGAAGGGUUGGUGUUUAGAGUUAAAAGUCUUUUAUUCAACAUGUAUGAAGAUUAUAAAAAUGAUACUCCAGGAGUUGCUCAAUGGAGUAUGGAAACAUCUAAUGAGAGUGAGGGAGUUGUAAAUGAAGAGGAGGGAGAUGCAAAUUUGGAGUUGUUUAUGAGAAGAAGAAAAGAGAGAGAUGUGCCAAGGUAUCCAAUCCUGUCCAAGAUUGCUAGGGAUGUGUUUGUUGUUCCGGUGUCAAGUGUGCCUUCAGAGUCAGCAUUUAGUGCUGGGAAGCGGGUUGUAAAUCCUUUUCGGGCAAGUUUGACUCCUAAAACAGUGGAGGCACUCAUUUGCACCAAUGAUUGGCUCAAAGCCCGACCUUUUGACUUCUACAACGAACCAACUGAAGAGGAGAUAGAACUUUAUGAAUGGUGCGAGAAAAUAGAAAAAGAAAUGGAAGCACUACAAAAUUCUGAGGUCUUACAAAUUGUCCCAUACAAGUUUUGA